AGCGCCUAGGGUUUAUUGUUCUCUGGUUCUCCCUACAAGCUUCUCCUGAUAUAAAGAAACAAUGUCUCGUGUAUAUGUCGGUAACUUGGAUCCAAGAGUCUCUGAACGUGAUCUCGAAGAUGAGUUUCGCCGAUUUGGUGUGAUAAGAAGUGUCUGGGUUGCAAGGAGGCCACCAGGUUAUGCGUUUAUUGAUUUCGAUGAUAAAAGGGAUGCGCAGGAUGCUAUUCAUGAAUUGGAUGGAAAAAAUGGCUGGAGAGUUGAGCUUUCUCACAACUCUAGAGGAGGAGGAGGUGGUGGUGGUGGUGGACGAGGAGGGGGUCGUGGUCGUUCUGGUGGUUCUGACUUGAAGUGCUAUGAGUGUGGGGAACCUGGUCAUUUUGCUCGUGAGUGUCGCUUGCGUGUUGGUUCAGGAGGAGGAGGUAGACGACGCAGCCGCAGCCCUAGAUAUCGCAGGAGCCCAAGCUAUGGUCGAAGGAGCUACAGCCCUCGAGGACGAUCCCCCAAGCGCCGCAGUCUGUCACCUCGUGGGCGCAGCUAUAGCAGGUCACCACAAUACCGUGGACGUGAAGAGCUCCCAUAUGCCAACGGAAAUGGCAUCAGGGAUCGGCGCCGAAGCAGGAGUUAAGAGUUGCUGCCUAGGCGACUUGGUUUUGCUUGGAGAAUACUGAAAUUAGUGUGUUUAUUAUGUUUGGACUUCAGUACGACUAUGUUUUAAACGGGCAACGCCCUCAGCCUCUUGGAUUUGGUUAAGUUUUCUUCAUACUUAUUACUAUGUUAAUCUUCUUUAAGCUAUGCAGGAUAGUUGUAGGCUUAUCAAGAAGAAGGCUCUGUAGGUAGUUUUUAUGAAUUUAUUGAGACAGGUUGCUUCUGAGAGUGGUGCUAAAACUUUAUGCUUUUCUUUU
This is a messenger RNA of Populus trichocarpa (black cottonwood), 902 nucleotides long. RefSeq names its product serine/arginine-rich splicing factor RSZ22A. NCBI's taxonomy places the organism in Eukaryota, Viridiplantae, Streptophyta, Magnoliopsida, Malpighiales, Salicaceae. Gene Ontology annotation, biological process: mRNA splicing, via spliceosome. Bases 62 to 625 code for a protein of 187 amino acids. Gene Ontology annotation, molecular function: RNA binding; zinc ion binding. The transcript has 6 exons. The record is from RefSeq and is a predicted model, not a curated record. Gene Ontology annotation, cellular component: nuclear speck.